GUUCCCUCGACGUCAGGCGGCGGCCAGGGCCUGGUGCUGGCGGGAGGGGCUGGCUGAGGCGGAGGAGCGGGGUGGGAGCCAUCUCGGCCCUGCGGAGGUGGAGGGGAGCGCGGCUGAGACGGGGGUCGGAUCAUGUACCAUGGGUGAACCUAUAUCUGAAUCCGAGUUUGCAGCCUUGGCUUUUUAUGCUGGUGAUAAGUCUUGUUGUGAAUUGGGCCAUGGAAUGUUUAUACAGCGAUCGCAGCGUAAGCCUAAAACAGGUGUUGAUCCCUGUGAAGUGUGGUGCAGUCAGCCGGUCGAUACGUUAAGAGACUACUGCAACAUUAUUAAAAUACGCAUCUUAUGGCCUCUUCUCUUCAAAAGUGAAAGUAAUUCUUUGGGAGCUGAUUGGAGUUCACAGAUUUUAGACCAGAAUUGGAAGAGACUCUGUGAUUUAGAGUUUUUGGAAGACCUUGUUGAUUUAAUUAAAAAAGCUGUUAACGUUCCACCUUUUAUCAGUGGCAUACUGAGAAUUGGCAGCAGGAUAGAAAAUGGUUUCUUUGAUAUUGGGGAUGCACUUGAUUGGGUCAGAUACACAGGUGAUGUCAGUAUUCUGCAGAGGCUGGAGAAACUUGGUGAUUUUGGUUGGAUCUAUCUUGAAAUUUUCUUCGCUGAAUUCAAACGUUAUAUUACUAAAGUUGCUUUGGAAGAUUGUAAUUUAGUUGAAGAGUUUAAAGCUGUGACCUGUGAAAACUGUAGAAAGAACAGUGAAUCUAUGAAGCAGAAAGGAAAUGAGGAAUUUUCCCAAGGAAACUUUGAUCAUGCUAUAAUGUCAUACACUAAAGCCAUAGAGUUUUGUCCAGCAAACCAUCUUCUGUAUGGAAACCGAGCUCUUUGUUUAAUUCUCACAAGGCAGUACAAGAGAGCCCUUGCUGAUGGAAAAAGAGCCACUAUUUUGAAGCCUAAUUGGCCAAAGGGUCACUACCACUUCUGUAAGGCACUGUCAUUACUGGGGGAACAUGAACUGGCUUUGGAAGCUAAUGAGAGAGCUCAGGAACUAUGCAAGAAUAUUCUUGAUGGACUUAAGGAUCUUAUUCAACAAAACGACAAGUUAAAGAAGACAUUAGAAGAAAUCAAUGGUAUUAAACAACAUAAACAGAAACCAAAGAAGUCGCUUCUUGAGAAAAAAGACUGCAGUUCCUCAGAAUCUCAUUUAAUAAUCUCUCAAGAACAAAAAGAAACAGAAAAAGACAGAAAGAGAACACAUUCUGAUCCUAAAGAUCAUCAUUGUCCUCAAAAACAUGAUACCAGGGUGACUGACAUCCAAAGAGCAGAAAGCAAAGGUUGGUCUCUGGAGUUGCCACCAAGCCAAAGUCAACAAAGUAAAGGAAGGCCAAAAACCAAAACUGGCGAUUCUGAAAAAACAAGAGAUCACCUUGAUUCGAAGACAGAAUCUAAAGCUAUCCAAGAUAAACUCUUCUGUAAUGUGCAACAGGUGGAUUUAACUAUGUUGCCAGAAGAGGUUAAAUCCCUUGUUCGUGACGGUUAUACAGCCUUAAUGGACCAGCGGUGUCACAGUGCUGAACAAGCCUUUUCACAACUGUUGAGCAUUCUAAAUCCUUCAGAAUUAAAGCAACUGAAUCUCCGUAUUAUUAAUUACGUUGUAAUCAUCUAUGGACAUGCCACUGCUCUUCUUGGAAUAGGACAACCUGAGGCAUUGACAAAGGCUGAAGACCAGUUUAAGAAAAUAAUUGAACAGUAUCAGGAGGAAAGAUUUUGUUGUUUGGCAUACUAUGGAAUUGGAAAAGUAUACCUCAGACAAAACAGAUUUUCAGAUGCGCUUGAUCAGUUCAUGAAAUCACAAACCAUGGUUAAUCACAAGAUUGUACCUGGAGUGUUAACUUGGCCCACAACAUCUUGGGUCAUUGAAGAGACGCGAACAGAGAACUUAAAGUUGAUUUUAAAGAAUUGUAUUGAGGAAUGCAAGUUCCCUCCGGAACCAGAUGCAGUUUGUCGAUAUCAGCAAUGCCAUGGCCACUCCAAAAUCCAAAUAUUUUUUACAGACCCAGACUUUAAGGGUUUUAUACGUAUUACUUGCUGUCAGCAAUGUAGAGUGGAAUUUCAUAUUAGCUGUUGGAAAAAGUUGAAAACAACAAACUUCAAUGAUAAAAAUGAUAAGGAUUUUCUUCAAGAACUAUGUUUCACUCCUGAUUGUAAAGGCUUUAUUUCAAAAAUAGUUAUUUUCAAUUCUUCGGGUCUGGUAAAAUGUGAAUUUGAACAAAAAAUCACAAAACACAAGGAACCACCAAGAGCCAGUAUUAAACAGAAAUGUUCAAGUCUUAGGAAGUUAAAAAUGAAACAAGAAAAAAAAUUACGAAGAAAACGUGCACGAGAAGAGGCACGGAAUUCUGCUAAAAAGAAAACAGAAGAAAACCAGAUAGGAAAUGAACCAUCUCAAUGCAGUGAUCACAAUGGUUAUGUUCAGGAUUUAUAUGCUGGUGAUCGAGUCCUGCAGCAUAUCAGUCGAAAUGCUGAGCGAAUAAAAACGGCUGUUCUUGAUGCUUCCAAACUAUUAAAGGAGUUGCUUUCAUGGUUUGUAAUCGGUGAAGAGGAUUACGCGUCAUAUUCCAAAACUAGUAGCAUGUCACACGAAGUGAUGGAGCAGCUCAUCAGUUAUCUAAUUCACCAAAAAGACAGAGUAAAAACAAGGGGGUUUAUCCAUGUGCUGAGUGAGCUGGAAGAAGUUGAUCCCAAAUUACAGAAGUGGCUGAAACAUCUUAACAACUUGGGUCUGACCGCUACAAAGAACUUUCUCCUCCAAUAUGAACAACUUUUAAAAGGGCUUGACCUUUCUAUUUUAACCACACUCUGGAAUGAGAAGUAUGGUAGUAAAUUUGACUAUGUGACAACUAGUUCUGAAGACAAAGAAAUUAUUGAUUAUUUCUUAAAACCACCCCUAGAGAAAACUCGUUGUUUUAUAUGGCUGUUAGAAGACAAUAGAGAAAACUUUCCAUUUCUUCAUCAAGCUUUAGAUGAAUUCUUUGAUAAAAUGGAUGACCCUACCAUUAUAUUAAAGAAGCAAGGAAAUGAAAACGUAUCAACUAAUGGUAUCAAAGUUAAAAACAAAAACAGGAAGAAGAACUCAAAAGACCCAAAGUCUAUUUUAGUAUUAUCCAGUGGAAUUAGUACAGCACCACGAGAAGAAGAAAAGAUAUUUAUAGAAGAAAAUACUUUAGAUUUUACAAAUUCUAAUGAACCAUUUGUAAUCCCAGAGUAUCUUCGGGGGCAACUAGAGACAUUUGAAGCUCUCCGUGAGAUUUCAAAUAAUAACAGUUAUCAAAGACUUUCGGAUAAUAUCCCACGUCAAACCUGUGAGAGCUUAUAUGAAUAUUUUGCUCAAAUCUUGGAAGAACAUGGCCCUAUGGAAAUUAAUAAUAGAUUACUAGUUGGGGAAUAUGAACAUUUCCCUGAAGAAGCUCGAAAGAUUGUAGAAGAUGAAGGUGGCCUGAAAUCUUUUCUUCUGAAAUCCCUUCGUUUCAUUAUGGUGGAUAAUCUUAUUGGUUUAAGAAAGCAUGCAGUUCUUUUUAAAGAAAAUACAAACAGAAAUGAGACUGGAGAUAAUGAAGGAGAAAAUGAUAUAGUUUGUGAUGUGCAAGAAAAUUCUUCCCUGAGCAAGCUACAGUUAAAUCCAGCUGCUGAGGAGUUCAAACCACUGUCUUAUCCUAAGCAACCCCCUAUAUCAACAUCUACUGACUUAACAGUAGCACGUUAUGAGACUCCACAAUAUUUGCCCUGUUUUUUGCCAUGGUUGUUUCCAGACGUAUUACUAAAUUGCUUUGAUGCUCAAAAUCCUGAUAUAUUUUUCCCUCAGACUUCCUGGGGUUAUCAAUAUGGAAGAAUAUUGCCAGUGCCUUCUCAAAUGCCUCUCAUGUCAACUGUUGCCGAGCAACCUGGUUAUAUUUAUGCUGAUCGUGUAGCUCAUCAGAAUAAUGACGAAUCAGCAAUUUCAGACAGAAAAUACAACUUUGGCAGUUUCACACCAACUGAAAUAGAAACGUAUGAAGACCCUCAGUGCCAACCGGAGAACUUGGAUAAUGCAUUUUGUCAAGACAAUUCUGCUGUUGCAAAUAGCACAAGUAAAGCAGAAUGUGGUAUAAAGGUUAUUAAGACGAAAAAAGAAAGCAGAGGUACACCUCUAAUGAAAAACAAGCCUCAUACAAGGAUGAUAGCUGUUCAGGUAAAUCAUGAAGUAGCUGAUAGGGAAACUAAUACCUUGCCUUUUCAUCCAUUUGAAGCUCAACAAGGAGAUAUUCUACGUAUGGAAAAAGAGCAUCAGGUGUUAAAAGAACAACUUAAAGAAGCACAGGAAAAAUAUGAACAGUUACAAAGCCGAAACUCGGAGGAAAUUGGUGCUUUAGAAGAGCUUCUAAAAAAAAGUGUCGAAGAGACAAAGGUAUCAAAGAAUGAACUGGACUGGCUUCAUCAAGACUUAGAAAUAAAAGUGAAAAAAUGGCAACAGGAGAAAAAAGAAAAUCAAGAGAACUUAAAAGCACUAAGGAACACAGCUAAAAAGCAUACAGAUACCAAUGAUAGGUAUUUGAAGACCAUUGAUGAGAAGGAAAAGCAGUAUAAUGAAUAUUUCAAUACGUGCCUCGAGACCAGUAAUAAACUUGCUAAUGAUAAAGUAAAAUUGGAAGAGCUUAUCAAAAAGAGUGAAGAUGACUACCAAGAGUGUGUGAGAAGAGCUGUUAAAGCAGAGAUAUCAGUACUCAAAAACUGGAAGGAGACUGAAGUAUGCAAGCUGAAUGGCAUAGCUGCCAAUGCAGAAGCAAAUCUCAAGACACUGAAGUCAUUGAGCAGCAGCUCAGCUUCAGCAGCACCUAAGUUGAAGUCACAUAUUGAUUCUUGGGAAAUAUUUAUUUCAAAUGUAAAGAAACAACUGGAAAAAGUAGAGGCUGAGUAUGAAGAAAAAAUUCAAAGGGUGAAGAAUGGUGUGCGGAACUGCCUCACUAAAACAGAGACUGGGGAUCUUCCUGCUCCUCCCAGCGUUAUAGCAAAACAAGGCAGGCCCCCCGUCAGUGACCCAGCCAUCGUGAUGUAUUCCUCUGCAUCUGCACAGCCUAAUUUACUGCCUGCAUUUUCAAGUUCUGAAGAUCCAGGUCCAACAAACGCUUCGCUUAAUACGCAGGCAGGAGUGAGCCCAGCAUAUGCCAAUUCUAAGUCUUGUUCUGCAAGUGGUGGGUCAGUGAAAACAUGCUCCAAACCUCUGGAAGAAUCCUAUUCUGAUAAAGUUUCAGGAACUUGCCUGUCAGGGAUUUCUGGAAGUAAUACUCAGAACGUCCAACCAAACCAGAACCUCCGAGAUGACUCAUCUAUACAACAAAGGCCUUCUGGACUUCCAAACAACAAAGUGCUCCCAAAACCAUUUGAAAAUAUUAUUGCGCAGCUACAGAGUAUAUUCCCAAACUAUAGCAGUUCAUACUUUAUUAGCUUCAUAAAAGACGUACAGAGACGAAACGGGAAUACACUGUCAGGUUUGAGCUCAGAUGAGAUUCUAAGCAGGGUGACAGAACUCAUUCUGGACUGGCAGAACCAGGCACCAACCUCAACAGGGAGACCUGUGACAUCGGUAUCCGCCGCUUCACCAGCGCAGGCUGGAGCUCGGAGUCGGGACGUACCGGCAGGAGAAAACGUGCCCAGCCCACCCAAAGGGAGAUCCGCACAGAAAAACCCCUCGAGUAAAAAUCCAUCUCAGCCCAAUCCCCAGCCCUGGGGAAAUGUUGGAGCAACACCUAAAUCUAAAUGGAAAAAAGCCUCCAGCGAUGAUCCCUGCAUAAUAUGUCAUGAUGAGCUAAGCAGAGACUCCUGUGAACUCGAGUGUGGGCAUCGUUUUCACAGAGAAUGCAUUAGAACAUGGCUUAAGCAACAUUCCAGUACCUGCCCAAUCUGCCGCGUCCACGCUCUGCUCCCAGAAGACUUUCCUGAACUUCCUGCACGGAACAAAUACACCUAAACCUUGUUUUAUUUCAACACGUUACAGCAAGAUGCAAAGUAGCUGCAGAAUAACCACCGUAAUAAGGAACAGUAAACGUGAUGCUUAGAAAGAGACAGAACCCUGUUUUUAUAGAAAAUGGUAGUAGGACUUAGACUUACUCAGUAUUUUAACACUUGAUUCUGCACCUGCAGAAUCAGGGUAGUGCUCUCCCAGAUGCAGCAGUUGUCCUGUCCUGCCUAAACGUGCAAAGCCCAUGGAGUUCAGAGGCCAGCAGCACCCAAAACCAGCAGGGUUAUUUCGGCCAAGGGAUAUUUAAUCUACUCUAUCUAAUUUUCUCACAGGCUGGUGCAUAAUUCCUGUAAAGCAGGGGGUUUCCUUCAGUGCUUACACCACACUGAAAAUAAAUUCUCAUGUCAGACAAGUAGGUGACCUGAAUGACAGACGCAGAAUUUGGAACAGCCGAGACAUUGCCUUCCUCGGGCAUAAACAAUUACAGUGUAACUGCAGGAUUCAAAUCGGGCUUGUUGUGAUCAUUCUGAAUGCAGUUCAUAUCAUUGUAGCUCCUUUCUCUGCACAAAUCCAUAGCUAAUAAUUCAAAUGAUUUAAAGAAUCACUUUCGGUAAUAUUUUGAAGUAUUUAUGCGAUUCUUUCCCUUUGUCUAUCGAGCUGGAAUACUCUGGCUCAGUUCUCUCAUCUUGAAAUCCGGUUUGAAUUUCCCUCAUCGUUGGAGAGGUUUGUUUCUAUCAGAAUUACAGGACUUUUAUUUUUAACGAAGCAACACUGCGUCUGUGUUCAGUGCUUGGAUGUUCACCAACAGCAUGAGGUACAGAAUACAAACAGCUGGAAGAAAAGUUAUCCUCCUGCUUUAAAAGUCUGGGCUUGCCAGAGUAACCUCCAUUGCUGCAAAAUUCAUCUCAAGUAGGCAGCAGGCCAGGAGGAGAGCACUUAGAGCUUAACCACUCUGAAACUUGAGGGUGACUGUUGUUUGGAUACAAGCAGUAUCAAAUUGAUUAUACAAGAUUAAGUUAGAUAAUUCCAGGGAUCAUUUGUUCCCCCAAAUGACUAUGUAUCCUCCAAAUGAAGUUUUAAACUAUUUUGUGAUUAAUCCGUAUAUUCAUUGGUACUUGGAUCAAAAUUAAAAUUACUCCUGCAGCUGA
Molecule: messenger RNA, 7131 nt
Organism: Calidris pugnax (ruff)
Lineage: Eukaryota; Metazoa; Chordata; Aves; Charadriiformes; Scolopacidae
Gene: TTC3
Product: tetratricopeptide repeat domain 3
Exons: 46
Coding region: 140-5992 (1950 amino acids)
Molecular function (GO): protein binding
Source: RefSeq, a predicted model, not a curated record